Molecule: messenger RNA, 1779 nt
Organism: Pneumocystis carinii B80
Lineage: Eukaryota; Fungi; Ascomycota; Pneumocystomycetes; Pneumocystales; Pneumocystaceae
Product: sodium/hydrogen exchanger 3
Exons: 7
Coding region: 1-1779 (592 amino acids)
Biological process (GO): sodium ion transport; proton transmembrane transport; vacuolar acidification
Cellular component (GO): late endosome; fungal-type vacuole membrane; early endosome
Molecular function (GO): sodium:proton antiporter activity
Source: RefSeq, a predicted model, not a curated record
AUGGAGCAUAGUUUUUAUGAAAGAAAGGGAAAUGAACAGUUGACUAGUUGGGGACUUUUGAUAUUGAUGGUUUUAUUAAUAAUGGCGCUAUGGGUAUCAUAUUAUUUGCAAGAUAAGAGAGUUAGAAGCAUGCAUGAGACAGUGAUAUCUAUUUUAUUGGGAAUGAUAGUCGGGGUACUUAUUAAAGAAAUCAAGAAUACAGAUAUUCAGAAGAUAGUUACGUUUAACUAUGGAUACUUUUUUAAUCUUCUUUUACCGCCAAUUAUAUUAAAUUCAGGAUAUGAGCUUCAUCAAGAACUUUUUUUUAAGAACGCAGGAGCUAUAUUUACAUUUGCAUUUGUUGGUACGUUUGUAUCAGCGGUUAUUACAGGACUUUUGAUAUAUUUAUGGGCGUUAACAGGCCUAGAACAGAUAGGAAUUUCAUGGAUUGAGGCACUAAAAUUUGGGGCAACGAUUAGUGCAACCGAUCCGGUUACAAUUCUUUCUAUUUUCCGUACAUAUAAUGUAGAUCCUACAUUAUAUACAAUUAUUUUUGGAGAAAGUUUAUUAAAUGAUUCAGUUUCAAUAGUUAUGUUUGAAACAUUACAACGUUUUUAUAAUAAGGAGAUGAGUAUAAUUGAUGUUUUUAUAGGAAUUGGAAGGUUUUUUAUAAUAUUUAUAAUAUCUUUGACCAUAGGGAUCAUAGCGGGUAUUUCUAUAGCAUUAUUACUGAAAUAUUCGCAUCUUCGCCGCUUUCCAUAUAUAGAAUCAUGUAUUAUUACACUAAUAGCUUAUUCAUCUUACUUAUUUUCAAAUGGAUGUCAUAUGUCGGGCAUUGUUUCUCUUUUAUUUUGUGCAAUUACAUUAAAACAUUACGCCUUUUACAAUAUGUCUAUACAAACACAAUUUUCUACAAAAUUUUUGUUUAAAAUAUUAUCUCAACUAUCAGAAAACUUUAUUUUUGUUUAUCUUGGGAUAUCACUCUUUACACAAGAAAAUCUUGUAUAUAAACCAUUGCUAAUUUUAGUUACAAUGCUUUUUGUUUGUAUUGCUAGAUAUAUAUCUAUAUUUUCUAUUUCAAAGUUGAUAAAUAUGAUUAUAGAAUCAUACAAUAUUGUUUUUUAUGAGAAAUUACCAACAUCUUAUCAAUUUAUGUUAUUCUGGUCAGGAUUAAGAGGUGCUGUUGGUGUUGCACUUAUACAAGCACUUGAAGGAAAAGAAGCAAAUACCUUUAAAGCAACCAUAUUGGUUGUUGUUGUUUUAACUGUUAUUAUAUUUGGAGGUACAACACCUCAAAUGCUAGAAAUUACAGGAAUUCGUAUGGGAAUUACUAAUUAUCAAGAUGAUUAUCAUAUGGAGAGCUUUUAUAACGAAAAUCCUUCACUAGAAGAAACCAUAUAUGACAGAUUUCAAUACAGAAAAUCAGGUUUUUCACCCAAUUCUCAUAAAAUAAACCAAUAUACAUAUGAAUCAGAUCAACAUUCAAGACAAUUGGAUUCUUUUAAUGUAUUAUACCAUUCUGAUAGUUCUUCUGAAACACAGGGAAACGAAGAAGAUAAUACUAAUAGGGAAUCUUUUGAUUCUAACCUUUUUUUCCCUACUGUCACUGAACCAGCAAAAUUAGAAGAUAUUUCUUAUACAUCUUAUGAAAUGACAAAUGAAGACAUAUCUACAGAUAAGGAUAAACUAUCUACAUCAAAUAAUCAUAUAAAAUGGUUCAAGAACUUUGAUUCCAAAGUUCUUAUGCCUUUAGUUGUUGAAAAAGACAUUUUUUCAAAAAAAAAGAACUACCAAGUCUAA